AUACUUGGCAGCCCUAGUGCUACUGGACAAGAAUGGGCAAGUGGUGCUGCAAUAAUGGCGUCAAUUAUUGAAUCCAUGCUGCUAAAGACCAAUAAAGGAUGGAGACCAAAGAGGACAAUUAUUUUCUGCUCAUGGGGUGGCAACCCAUUUGGAAACAUUGGCUCAUACAAAUGGGGCAAGGAAUUUGAAAAAAUUCUUCAGAACAAUGCUGUGGCUUAUAUUGACAUUCAAAAUCCAUAUUUUGGAAAUACCAGUCUUCGUUCCAUUGCUUCUCCAUCUCUCCAGCAACUGACAGCUGAGGCUAUAAAAAAGAUGCAAAGAAUUUGUACCGAGGGUAAAACAUGCCACAAAUCCAAUGUCAGCUCUGUUCAUAUGCAAAGGGAUGCUGAUUUCUUCAUCAACUAUCUUGGGAUUGCAGCUGCGCAGUUUGUUUUUGAUGACUUCAAAUCAUCUGAGGCUAUAAACUUCAUAUCAGAAGCUUUCUUCAUUAACAAAACAAAAAAUGUCCAAGAACAGAAUCACUCAUUUCAUCUUCAUCGUUAUGUUGCAAAGUUAACCACAGAGAUUGUGCUGCAGAUUUCAACUCAACCCAUUUUGCCUUUUAAUGCACUGGAUGUAGCAUUAGAAAUUCAGAAGCGCAUUGAAGGGGAUGGGUCCUCUGAUAGUAUCUUGAUGGAACAGUCAAGGAGUUUGAGAGAAACUGCACAGUUGUUCCAGUCUAACGAGAUGCGUCCAGCCAAUAAUCCCAGAGAGAGAAAUCCUCUGAGAGUGAGAAUGUUAAAUGAUAUUCUACAAAAUCUAGAGAAAAAUUUCCUAAUCCAAAACCACCCGGCUGGAUUUCCAAGAAACAUUUUAUACAGGCUGGAUGAAAGGACGACCCGGUUUUCACUACUUCAAGAAGCACAAGAACAUUGCAAGAUUUCUAAGUCAAAUGAAACACUUCUAUCAGCAUUGCAAGAGGUGUUGAACUGUAUUACCUCAGCUACGUUAUACUUGAAAGAAAGUCUUCAUGUGUUUCAGGAUGGUUUGGAAGAAAGUGACUUGUAGAUGAUCUGUGUUUUGUAGCCACAUUGUAUCUUCUGUUUUACAUACAACAAUUUUAAGAGGCAACAUUAUUAAAUAUUUAUAAAAUGUUGGAUUUUAAUUAAAGAUACAAUAAAGUCAAAAUGAAAGAAUUGUAUUUAUAUAACUAGGUGUAAAGUACAACAGAAUAAACAGGAGACUUGUUUUCUAUAUUAUCAGAAGCCACAAUGGGCUAUGGUGCAGACUCUUAUAUAGUUUUAUAAAUAAAUAUGCAUAAGAGAUAAAGAGAUAGGCACCUGAAAAUACAAGUGCCCAAAAAACAAGGAGAUUCAGCACUCUUAAUAAAAAAUAAAAAUGGAUUUAAACAUAAAAAUGAACAAAAUUUACUGGUAAAAACUGGUGCAACAGAUUGGCAUCAAGACCAUGCUUUACAAAAUAGGAUACAUAAAUAUUAUAUAAAAAACAAUACCAUGAAAAUAGACACCAUCUAAAAGAAACACAUGGAGCAUAGUAGUAGCCAGACCUCUAUGUAAAUACUGGAGGUAAUCGUAUUGCGAUACUACUGUUAAAUACAAUUUAGAGAGGUCUGGGUAAUACUAUGCUCCAUGUGUCUCUAUUAGUUGGUGUCUUUUUUCAUGGUUUUUGUUUAUAUAUUCUAUUUUUUAAAGACUGGUCUUGAUGCCAUGCUGUUGUACCAACAUAUUACAUUGACGUCUAUGGGGACUGUGUUUUUACUUGAAAUAUAUAUGUAUAUGCUUAUCACUCAUAGUCCAGCCUUAAAUGUUGUACUUAUUCAUUGUUGUGUUUUUAAAGCAUUCAUUUUUAACAGAAAAAUGUUUAUUCUUAUAGUAAUAUGGUCCUAAAAAAUGAAUCUAAAAGUUAUAAAGAUUCAUUUUUUACUACAUUGUUUUAAAUACAAGUUAUUGGGAAAAUAAAUGAUUUUGCCCCUACAAUAAUGCUGCUUCUCAAAAUCAUACAAUCUAUUUUCAAAUGAGACAAUUUAUUGACUUACCAUAUAGAGUACAUAAAAAAUACACAAUUUGGUAAUUUGCACAACAGUGUGUUCACAAAAAUCCUAUAACAUCAUUAGUGGGUAUUCAUGGGCAACUGAAUUAUGUCACAUUGGAAUUUCUCUAAACUUCCCCCUUAAUCACACUUUUUUUACUCUGUUUACUUAUUUUAGUAUGGUAGUGUGGGAUGCAGCACUGCUUUAGUCUGAAGCUUGUAACGUAGUUGGGGACUCUUAAGAUCUUGACAUCAUCCUUUGGAACCAAUGCAUAAUUGUCGUUAACUUUUUUGUCUCUCAUCAUAGGAAAAAUAUAAAUAGUUAGCUUCUGUAGUCAGUUUGAUUUAUUCCCCUUUCCUUAUGGUCUACUCACCAAAAUUAUUAUGAUUUGAUUAACAAGGAACACUUUCUUCCCAAAUUGUGGCUUUUUUUUUUUGUUCCCAGAGCACGUCCCUUCUUUUUAAUUGUGUUUAGGUUGAAUACUAUUGCAGUUAAAACUGCCUCAGGCUUAAACAAUGAGUUUCCUUCCCAUCUGUUCCUUUGAUAGUAAUACAUUAGUAAAGCUUGUAUAUGACAAGAAUAAGAUAGAAACAAUAUAUAUCAUUAACAUUAUAUCAAUAAUUCUUAUUCUCAAAAAUUGUAUACUAUGGUACUAUAAUCUGAGUUCCAAGUUUUGGGCUAGACUACGAGUGGCGGACUAACUGUUGAGCGUGAGCAAUAAGGAGUACUUCUCAGCUCUUUUUGCACGUGUCGGAGGUAAGGUGUGUAAUACGUGUUGAAAGUAAAUGUGUUUGCUUGAGUGAAUUUGAAUUUAAUUGUGUUUGGUUAUGCGACAAUGCGAACCUGCCCUGCAAGGGCUUCGGAGCAGAUCUCGCUGCUUCGUGGAGCCCUUAGUGUUGGUAACUAAUACCAGUGGAUAUGUGAUAAAACAAUAAUAUAUAUAUAUAUAUAUAUAUAUAUAUAUAUAUAUAUAUAUAUAUAUAUAUAUAUACAUAUAUAUAUAUAUAUAUAUAUAUAUAUAGUUUUCUAUUCAAGAAGCACUUGUAAUGCUAUCAAAAUGCAAACAUUGUUAUGGGAUAAAAAUGUGUAUUAUUUAAUAUAGAUCUUGUGAAUGUUGCACACUAUGGUGCCAGAUUACAAGUGGUAUGCUAACAUUUGUGUGCAAGUAAUAAAGAGGUUUCACUUGUUGGGUUUACCGCAGAUAUUCCAAGUUGAAAGUAAAAGCAAUUACAAGUUAUACUAGAAUGAUUACCUCGUCCUCAGAGUUCUGGUUAACUGUUUUGCUUAAUUAAAAGUCUCACAAUGCACAUAAAAAUGACAUUACAAAGUACAGUUACAAAGUACAGGUACAGGUACACUCAUAAUAAUACGAACUAAUAAAAAGAAUUCUAAAAAUGUAUUUAUGAAUAAAUAGAACAUAUUCUUGUAUGUGAAGAACAUUGGAAUGUGAAAUAUUCAUAUUUUCAUGCCGGAUUAGCACACAUGAGAAUAUGUGAUCGAGGUUGAGGGCGAGUAGUUGUUUUUUUUCACUUUUUUGCUCCUUUGACUUCUACGACAGAAUAGGUGAACACCCAUGUGAUAUUCUAACUUCGUCUUUUUGAGCUUAUCGGUUUAGUGUGCAAGCGAAAACAGUUUAGUUUCAACUCAAGUGCAACCUGACAAGUGCAAAAAGCUUACUUCUAGCUCAGUUAAUGCUUUAGCGGUAGUGUUUAAUAGUGCUCCACUUAUAAUCUGGCCCUAUAUGUUGAAAGUACAAAUCAGUGGAGAAAGCCUCAUAAUGAUUUAGUGAUAAAAGUGGCACAUUUUCUUCCAAUAACCUUUCAAAGAUUGCAAUAGCAUUUUCUUUAGGUACAUUACUUUUUUUUUACUGAAAUGGAUUUGUGUUCAUGUGUGUAUGUGUACAUCUGAGUUUUUACCAGUGCAUAUAUAUGUGUAUGUAAAUAUUUGUGUCUGUGCAGGGUUUAACAGGUGUUUUAUGAUAAGAUUCCAUCAGAAUACAAUUUUACAAUCUCUGAAUAAAAUUAUUUAUUAUGGCAUACUAUACUCUGUUAUACAUAUUGGAUGUGAAUACAAUAAAAUAUUUUAUAAUAAAUUAGCAAAUAAAAAAAUAUUUUACAAUUGAGAUAUUUGAUAAA
Molecule: messenger RNA, 4164 nt
Organism: Bombina bombina (fire-bellied toad)
Lineage: Eukaryota; Metazoa; Chordata; Amphibia; Anura; Bombinatoridae
Product: inactive N-acetylated-alpha-linked acidic dipeptidase-like protein 2
Exons: 7
Coding region: 55-1047 (330 amino acids)
Source: RefSeq, a predicted model, not a curated record